GAGGCGCGGGCCGGUAUAACUGUGACGCGCGCUUUUUUAUCAUUUCAAAAACAAAAAAAAUAUUCUCUUUUUCAAUAAAAAAGAGAGGAAAAAAAGGGGUUCAUUUUUGUUUUUUACGGGCAAUUGUCAAAAGAUUUUUUUUUUUGGUUUAAUUUUUUUUCCAUAGACCCAAAAACAUACACCCCCUCUCUGUCUCUCUCUCUCUCUCUAGUGUGAGGGAUUUUUUUUUUAACCAUUUUUGCAAAAAAAGAAGUAAAAAUUUUGCGAAAAUUUGAAAAAGAUUUUAAGUUUCGAAGCUGCGAUAAACAGGAAGGAGCACAGGAGCUUAGCUCCUGGGGAGGAAUGCUCAACAAUAUCUCCGCCGGCGGUUCCAUUCAUGGUAUUUCCGGUGCAAAAGACCUUCAUGCACAGGACAUUAAGAGACACGAGAAAUUAGACGGUGUCCUGGGCGUGAAUUUAGGAGGUCUUUCUGCCGGCGGAGGAUUAACGCUUCAUCAGGAAUUAAUUAUGACGAUGCCUGGUUCAGAAAAUUCAUUAUUUUCAGGUACUGGGUCGUCUAUGUGUGACGAUAAACCCACAAAACAAAAACGACAUCGGACACGAUUUACGCCGGCCCAGCUAAACGAAUUGGAAAGGUGUUUUAGUAAAACGCAUUACCCUGACAUUUUUCUUAGAGAAGAAAUUGCCAUGAGGAUCGGCCUCACGGAAAGUAGAGUACAAGUUUGGUUCCAAAAUCGAAGGGCGAAAUGGAAGAAGCGCAAGAAGACUGGCGGCAUGUUACGAUCGCCGGGUGGACUUGUACCGUCGCAUAGUUUUCCGCCUUUCGCGGCCAUGAGUUCGGAAUUGUGCGGUGCAGCGGGCAUGUUUCACGCGCCCACCGAUCGAUGGGGAAUGGCUCCAGUUCAUUUUUCUGCUUUUUCAAACUCAGGUCUAGGACAAUUGAGUCAAGGUGGAAUGACAAUGGGUGGCUUCGGUCAAAGUCUCGGACAACUAAGUCAACAAAGUACCGGAACUCUUGGUUCAAGUUUAAGUCUCAGUAAUUCCGGUUUGCCGAUCAGUAGUCCGUCGCAAAGUGUCUAUCAAACGAGCUACGGACUCAAUUCCCUCGGUGGAGUUCACAUGUCAGCGUCGCGGGGUUCACCGCCUGGCGGCUCAUCAGUGGGAAGCGGUCAGGGUUUGGGCUCGGGUCUAAAUUGUGGUCAAGGCUCACCGGGCGCGACUUCCGGCAGUGGCGGUGGUGCCGGAAGUGCCGUUUCAUGCGUGGUUACUGAGGGAAAUGGAGCCGAAGCAACAGUUUGGAGAGAAGCUCACAGUAUCGCGUCACUUAGACGUCGUGCUUCCGACGCUUCUCAACAAUAUAGUCCACAACCACCGCCACCAGGUCCACCUCAAUAUGCUCACGAUUUGGAAUACAGUUCGGUCUACUGAGGUAAAAAAUAUUCAUUUCCAAAUUAAUUUGGAACUUUUAUUCAAAAUUCUCCCCGACAAAAAAAAAAAAAAGAAAUCUACUAAUAUAAUCAAUAUUUACGUCGCAAGAAAAAAAAAAGAAUUAAAACAUCAAACUUUGUAAGAAAAAAAAACAUUUUCCUAAAAUUGUGAACUUUUAAAUGAACGAUAUUUUUGCAAAGAUUUUAAAAACGAAAUGAAAAAUACUGUACAUUAAACUUUUUUUUAUUUCGUUAAGAAUUCUUUUUUUCAAAUAAAAUCCAAAGUCAUUCGUUUGAACAUUUAGAAUUUUAGGAAAUUAAAUGGAAAUUUUU
Molecule: messenger RNA, 1760 nt
Organism: Leptopilina heterotoma
Lineage: Eukaryota; Metazoa; Arthropoda; Insecta; Hymenoptera; Figitidae
Gene: otp
Product: homeobox protein orthopedia-like
Exons: 6
Coding region: 343-1428 (361 amino acids)
Biological process (GO): regulation of DNA-templated transcription; neuron differentiation
Molecular function (GO): DNA binding; DNA-binding transcription factor activity, RNA polymerase II-specific
Source: RefSeq, a predicted model, not a curated record